Messenger RNA from Dacryopinax primogenitus, 3185 nucleotides. RefSeq names its product Utp14-domain-containing protein. The transcript has 4 exons. The record is from RefSeq and is a predicted model, not a curated record. The coding region runs from base 1 to 3099 and encodes 1032 amino acids. NCBI's taxonomy places the organism in Eukaryota, Fungi, Basidiomycota, Dacrymycetes, Dacrymycetales, Dacrymycetaceae. Gene Ontology annotation, cellular component: small-subunit processome; nucleolus. Gene Ontology annotation, biological process: rRNA processing.
AUGGCCAAAGGCGGUCGCUCCACUGGUCGCUCCCUCGGACACCGUCCCAACACAUCUAAAGCUUCCGAUAGGAGAAAAUUCAACGCUGCAGGUGCAGUAAAGCGUAUUGCCAGCAGGGGCAACAAAACAUCAACACUCGAUGUCUACGAGUUUGCGCAAGCGAAGAAUCGUCGUUUGUCCGUUCGGCAGGAACUGGACAGAGAUGAGGAAGAGUUGGGGAGAGGGGAGGCAGAUGAUCUAGAUGGCGUGCGGCUACCACCUCAGUUCAGGAUGCCAGCGGAUGAUGAGGACGGGAUCGUUGGGAGCGGCGAUGAUGAGGAAAUCGACUCUGAUGAAGCGUUUGAGGGCGACAGUGACGAGGAAGGAUUCGCUAAUUUCAACUUUUCCAGUAACAAGAAGAAGGUGUCGGCGGCCAAGAAGGCUCAACCUGCCCAAAAGGUAUCCAAGAAAGCAUCUACGGCUGGACCCCUCAUUAAUUUAGAUGAAGAUGUGGACACCUUUGGCGGAUUUGGGGAUGAGAAAGAUAUAGAUAGUGGGGACGACGAUGAGGAUGACGACCAAGAGGAGGAUGAUGAUGACGAUAUGGAAGGCAACGACGGCGAUUUCAUGGACCUAUCAAGAGUGCUUGACGAUGGCCAUGAUGGAGAUAAAGAGGACGACAAGGACGAAGACGGAGAUGAGGGUCCAAUGUCAAGUCACGCACGCACAGAGGAGUCAAGAGUAUUACUCACGCAGCCAGGCGAAGAUGACGAACGAGCAGAACAAGAAGACGACAUGGAAGAGGAUCACGAGGACGAUGAGGGAGAGGAGGAAGAGGACCGAAAAGACACCGCAGAAGACGAUGACGAUGACGAUGAUGAUGAGGGUGAUCUUGCCAAGCUGUCUUCCUUCAUCGACAGCUUCAGUCGCAAGCGCAAGCUUGACGACGAUGAUGUCGAACACCAGCCGGAAGCGCGCAAGGCGAAACGUCGUAUUCUCCCUGAGACUAGUCAGGCUGGACCGGAGAACGAGUUCGCAGUACCUAGUGGGGUACAACAGGGGAGAAAGAAGCUACAGCUGCAGGAUCUACUGGCUCCUUUAUCACAAGAAGCUGGAGCGGCAGAUUUGCUCUCUUUGCAAAAGUCGACCAAAGCCCUGACAUCAGACAAGGCGGCUGCUCCGCUUUCUGCCCCUCUCCCUCUGCGCGCACAAGAGAAACUUGAUCGGCAAGCAGCAUACGAGGCCACCAAGACCGAAGUCCAAAAGUGGGCUCCGACGAUGCGUCGUAUUCGCGAAGCAGAGCACCUGUCCUUCCCUCUACAGUCUGAGCCCGUGCCCCGGGAGACGAACGCAUCACUCGCCUCAAGCUUCAAACCAUCGAAUGAGAUGGAGUCCGCGGUGGAUAGGCUGUUAAAGGCUGCCGAGCUGCGGGAAGAGGAUGUGCUGAAGACGGAGGAGUUGGGUAUGGCACAUUUGAGCAAGGAGGAGGUUUUGGCCAGGAGAAAAGAGCUCAGGCAGAUGAGGGAACUCAUGUUUCGAGCGGACUUGAAAGCCCAUCGAGUGGCGAAGAUCAAGAGCAAGGCAUACCAUCGACUACAGAAACGACGAGAGAAGAAGGAGCGACAGGCUCUCGAGGAGGCUGGAUUGUUGCCAGAUGGGGAUGAUGCCGGCGAGGACGGCCAGGAGAAGAGAAGAGAGCUAGAACGGGAUCGUGCGCUUGAACGGGCAACACAACGGCACAAGAAUACGGGCAAGUGGGCGAAAGCAAUGCUUGCCAGAGGAGAGAUGGACAUCGAUGUGAGACGUGAGAUGAACGAGCAACUGGAGCGAAGUGAGCAACUGCGGCAGAAGAUCCUUGGUCGAUGUGAAAGCGAGGACGAGAGCGAGAGCGAAGACGAUGAUAACGAUGACGACGACACGAUACGCCGGAAAGCAUUCGACGAGCUGGCUGCGCUGGAAACGGAAGAUGCGGCGGAAAACACCGGCAAUCACAAGGGCAUCAUGUCUAUGAAAUUCAUGCAACAUGCUGCAGCGGAAGAUGCACAGCGCGUGCGUAGGGAACAGGAUGACUUCGUCCUUGAGCUGGAGCGGAUGGGUGCCGACUCAGGAAAGUUACAACAGGAAGAGAAAGACGACGACGAUGAGCGGCAGGCGUAUGUGCUUGUUGGUGGGAACAAGGGAAGACGAGUAUUCGGUCCAGGCGCUGUCGUUCAGGCGCCAACUAGUGACGCACUGCCUGGCGCAGUCCUUGAUGUCACUGAGGCUGUUGCGCUCUCGCUGUCCGAUGACGAAGUUGUGCCGGAUCCUCGCCCAACCGGAUCUUCUGCAAAUCCCUGGCUCGCAGCAGGAGGCCCUAGCAAGCUUACGAGCAAGAAGAACCAUGCUCUCACCAAAGACAGCACCGCGGCUGAGAAGAGCCAGGCCGCGUUGAAAGGUGUUCUGGCCAAGACCAACGCGUCCAAGAAACAGCGGGAAGACGAAGCGAGGGUCGAGAUCAGCAUGAAUGACUUGCUUCAGGUUGAUACGGGCAAGGAAACGAAGGCUGCCGCCGGCCAGAAAAAAGCGAAGGGCAAGAAGGCAGAGAAAGCGAAAUCAACAGCCCAAAUCGCCACCGUUGAUGAAGCGUACAAGGAUGAGGACAGCGAGGAUGAGGCAAACGUCAAGUCCACCGCUGCCUUUACACAAAGAGAACUUGUCGCUCAAGCUUUUGCGGGGGAUAACGUUAUUGAGGAGUUCGAAGUCGCCAAAAAGCGCGAAGUGGAAGCUGACGCUCCUCGGGAGGAAGACGUUACACUUCCAGGCUGGGGUAGCUGGGGAGGGAAAGGCACCCGGCCACCGAAGCGCAAGGUUAUCAAGAGUAUCCCAGGUGUUCUGCCGACGCAGCGCGAGGACGCCGGGAAGAAGAAUGUUAUUAUCAACGAGAAGCGAGACAAGAAGGGCGCGAAGUACCAGGUCAAAGACCUGCCGUGGCCAUAUACCAGCCAAGGGCAGUUCGAGCGCAUGAUCGAGCAGCCAGUGGGAAGCGAGUGGAAUACCCGGACUACGCAUCAACGUCUUACGGUGCCGAAAGUGGUCAAGAAGAUGGGUACUGUUAUUGAUCCGGUGGAGAAGCUUUUCUAAAGUAUGAGCUCCGUUCUCUCGUGUACGACAUGAUACCUUGCAUGCUGUUAUUAUAGUCUCCAUGAUACUUAUACAUUGACGGUUAC